Messenger RNA from Pseudocercospora fijiensis CIRAD86, 732 nucleotides. RefSeq lists its product as uncharacterized. Gene Ontology annotation, molecular function: aminopeptidase activity. The transcript is spliced from 5 exons. NCBI's taxonomy places the organism in Eukaryota, Fungi, Ascomycota, Dothideomycetes, Mycosphaerellales, Mycosphaerellaceae. Bases 1 to 732 code for a protein of 243 amino acids. The record is from RefSeq and is a predicted model, not a curated record.
AUGCGAGAUGGCACUUCUUCACAAGUAUCAACUCCAAACCCCUACCAGACACCACGAGACUUACAUCUUGCCCUCACUCCGAAUUCGCAUUGGCUAGAAUCAGAAUUUCCAGUCGCUGUGUACGCCAAGGGCGGUCCACAGAUGCCGACUUCCGUUCAAGCAAUGUAUAUGGAGAAGUCACAAAGAAUUUUGAAACAUCCAUGCAUCGACGACAUGAGAGUUCCUUUCCAGGAGCUUGAUCAGAUCAAUGCCGGACGCGUGAAGCUGGCUGCCAAAUGGAAGAUGACAGAAGAUCGCAUAUGUUAUAUGGAGGACACACUGAACAUGAACACUCACCAUGAGUCACCCAGCCAAUCAAGCUUGAGCCCAAGCAGAAACAUGACCAGACUGCCAGAUACAUCUCCAUACAACUCACCUCAAAUUUCAAUGGCUUCCCCUUCACCACGCAUUCGCGACCUAGGCUAUUCCCCCGGCAUCCACACCCCAGGCCCAACAAACACAAUCCUCGACGUCCCAGGCGUCCACAUCUCUCAACUCACCACUCCCACCACCACCACCAAAGCUUCUUCUACAGCCUCAAAAGGCCUGACAAUCAUAACCCCCCGAACCCCCUCCGACUACCACAAACCCCGCGCAGCUUCAACCUUCACCUUCAACGGCAACGGCGAACUAACCGGAACGACUGGGCCUUCAUCAACACGCCCCUCGCUUUCACAAAUUCUCUUUCUUUAG